ACUGCUUGUCCACCUCGAGCCCCAGAAGCCACCAUAACUCCCUGCUGGCCCCUGCCCUAGGGAAUGCAGCCUGUAGCCGCAUUCUCUUACACUGGAGCGGGGCCUGCCCUAUCCAUGAAAUGUUGCAGGGGUACAGGGUGAUCUCCAUGAAAGCAAGACUGUGACAACAUCAUAUAGCCAGAAGACUGCGAACUACAGAGGGACUGUGAGACAGUUCAACAGCCUCUAGAUUGCCAUGGCAACUGGACAGAAGUUGAUGAGGGCUAUUCGAGUGUUUGAAUUUGGUGGACCAGAGGUGCUGAAGCUCCAGGACGUGGUAGUUCCUGUCCCACAGAGCCAUCAGGUCCUAAUCAAAGUCCACGCCUGCGGUGUCAACCCAGUGGAGACAUACAUUCGCUCUGGGACUUACAGUCGAAAACCUUCCUUACCCUACACUCCGGGCUCCGAUGUGGCUGGGAUUGUAGAAUCUGUUGGAGACAAUGUGUCUGCUUUCAAGAAAGGCGACAGGGUGUUCUGCUACAGCACACUCUCUGGUGGCUACGCAGAAUUUGCUCUUGCAGCGGAUCACACUAUCUACCCGCUGCCCAAGACGCUGGACUUCAGGCAGGGGGCUGCCCUGGGGAUCCCGUACUUCACAGCCUGCCGAGCUCUGUUCCACAGUGCCCGUGCUCGAGCUGGGGAAAGCGUUCUGGUUCAUGGGGCCAGCGGAGGAGUUGGAUUAGCUACAUGCCAGAUUGCCAGAGCCCAUGGCUUAAAGGUUUUGGGCACAGCUGGUUCUGAGGAAGGAAAAAAGCUUGUUCUGCAAAACGGAGCCCACGAAGUGUUUAAUCACAAAGAAGCCAACUAUAUUGAUAAAAUCAAGACGUCUGUUGGUGGUGACAAGAACAAGGGGGUUGAUGUGAUCAUUGAGAUGCUGGCGAAUGAGAACCUGAGCAAUGAUCUGAAGCUUCUGUCCUGCGGAGGACGGGUCAUCAUUGUUGGCUGUAGAGGUUCCAUUGAGAUAAACCCAAGGGACACCAUGGCCAAAGAGACAAGUAUAAUUGGAGUCUCCCUCUUUUCAACCACCAAGGAGGAAUUUCAGCAAUUUGCAGGCAUCCUCCAGGAAGGGAUGGAAAAAGAUUGGGUGAAACCUGUGAUAGGUUCUGAGUAUCCUCUGGAGAAGGCGGCCCAGGCCCAUGAAGAUAUCAUCCAUGGCAGUGGGAAGACCGGGAAAAUGAUUCUCCUCUUAUGAGGCCUGUGUCACCUUCGUCCCCAAGUCUCUGCUGCCCUGUCAUCAAUCAGGGUUCAUUUGAUUGAGGCUCACGUAUUAAAAACACGGCUUUAGGGAGUAGACACCGUGGAGUGACUAGAGCGGGUUGCCCAGUGGGGUCUUUGCACGCAUCGAAAAACUCUCUUGUUCCUUCUUCUUUGUUUUCUUUGUUUGGUUGGAUGUUUUUGUUUUGUUCUUGAGACAGGAUCUUUCUCUGUAGUUCAUGCUGGCCUUGAACUCACAGAGAGUGAUCUUUCUGCCUCGGCUUCUAAGUGCUGGGAUAAGUCAUGCAGUACCGCACACAGCUUCAUCUCAGACCUUCUUAUCUGAUUCAUUUCAUACCUUUGAAUAAAAUGUACAAAUUCAAAAUAGUCCUUUACCGAUUGCCCUGGGCUUCCAAGCCUGCUCUUCUUUAGGGAGUCACCUGUCCCCUCAGUCAUGCCUGUCUUGGCCUUGAAGAUUUUCUGGGCUGAAAAACAUCCUUUUAAAACUAAUGUCAUCUCAGUCUGUAAGCCUCUGGGAAGGGCGAAAAUGAGCAACACCCGGAAAACCUACCAGUCAGUUUUCCUAACAUUUCUGAGGUAUCAGAAUGCUUACUGCAUGCCGGUCACCAGCCACCCGUACUCUGGGAGGUCAGCAGCCUUAUCCUGGGUCUGUGGUAUUCAGUAGGUCACCCAUUACAUGCUUCAUGGUCGUUUAUAGUUUUCUAUAUGUGUGACAUGAGUCUCAUAGUUUUACUUAAAAUUGUAAGUUCACAAAUUUAACACAUUAAGAACUGUCUGCUUUGGUUCUCAUGAUAUCUUAACCUGGAAUAAAUUCUGUAGAACAGUGAA
Molecule: messenger RNA, 2082 nt
Organism: Grammomys surdaster
Lineage: Eukaryota; Metazoa; Chordata; Mammalia; Rodentia; Muridae
Gene: Cryz
Product: crystallin zeta
Exons: 10
Coding region: 236-1231 (331 amino acids)
Cellular component (GO): cytosol
Molecular function (GO): quinone reductase (NADPH) activity; mRNA 3'-UTR binding; zinc ion binding
Source: RefSeq, a predicted model, not a curated record